Messenger RNA from Labeo rohita (rohu), 2647 nucleotides. It is a transcript of the gene syt13, whose product is annotated as synaptotagmin XIII. Gene Ontology annotation, molecular function: phosphatidylserine binding; calcium-dependent phospholipid binding; calcium ion binding. The record is from RefSeq and is a predicted model, not a curated record. The coding region runs from base 225 to 1487 and encodes 420 amino acids. Lineage: Eukaryota; Metazoa; Chordata; Actinopteri; Cypriniformes; Cyprinidae. The transcript has 6 exons. Gene Ontology annotation, biological process: cellular response to calcium ion; regulation of calcium ion-dependent exocytosis; regulation of dopamine secretion.
UUUUGCUCUGUCUGCCAGGCUGAGUUGGUUUCAGACAGUGCAUCACAAACACACACACAUACACGUGCCACUCUGUGUCUAGUAGCUCUCCACUCAUCUCCUCUCUCCUCCUCCUCUCUCACCAUGGAGUCACAUCACUGAAGAGUGGAACAUUCCUCCUGUUUUCUCCUCUUCUCUCCUCUUCACUUCAUUCGGUGUGUUUGGGUGUCUGUUUGAAGGUGGGAAUGCUCGUGUCCGCGACAGCGCUGUUGGGGGCUACGCUGGGUACCGUGUCUGGAGUGUUGACACUGUGUGGUCUCUCCCUGCUUUGCAAGAGCUGCAAGAAGGGGAAACUUGAAAGAGGGGACGAGACUGACCCAGAGAAAGCAAAACCCAGUAUCCUGCAUACUUUGACACAGUUCAGCGUGCAGAAGUGCACAGAACCCAUCCAGCCUCAAGCAUCUUUGAAGUUUCCUAGAAUCUACCGCCCCAAACCUUCUGUCACUUCUCAAGAGGUAAUAAACUACAAAGAACAUGGAGCUGCCAACGACACGUCUGCUGCCGAGCUCGACACCUGUAACCAGGCAACAGAACGUGAGGAGGUCUUCUCCCUCCCGCGGCAAGUUUCCGCAGAUGAAACGCCUUGCACAUCUGAGCAAACCGGUGCCAUGACGACAAGUAGCUCCAUCCUAUAUCCUAAACUGCAUUUCUCCAUCAGCCUGCACAAAGAGAAUGGAGAGCUACAUAUCAGCAUUGUAGAAGCGGAGAAUAUAUCAGUGGAGGCCGGAUGUGAGGGAUAUAUAUCAGGGUGUGUGAGCGUCUCUGAAGAACAGAAGCACGCUCACACAGCCGUCCACAAGCUGGCAGCGCAUGUGCAGUGGGGAGAGGAGCUUGUGUUCGCUCCCAUGGAGGGCACAGAAGACACAGACAGUCUAGAUGGAGAGGUGGCCCUCUCUCUUCACUGCUGUGAUCGAUUCUCCCACAACUCCACUUUGGGCACGAUGCGCUUUAAGCUGGCUGACAUAAGCAUGAUGUUGGACGCUGAUUGCUGGGUUGACUUACAGCCACCCAAACAGCAGGAAGUGGCAUCAUCAGCUGGAGAACUACUGUUGUCGCUCAGUUAUCUGCCAGCAGCCAAUAGACUUGGGGUGGUGGUAAUGAAGGCUAGAGGACUUCAGUCAGACAAACUGAAAGACAACAUAGAUUUAUCUGUAAAGUUGACCUUGAAACACCAAAAUGCCAAGCUGAAGAAGAAGCAGACACGGCGAGUGAAGCACAAAAUGAAUCCGGUCUGGAACGAGAUGAUGAUGUUGGAGCUGCCCAGUGAGCUGCUGGCUAAAUCCAGUGUGGAGUUGGAGGUACUGAACCUGGCCAGUCCCGGGACCCUGCUCCCCCUGGGCCGCUGCAUGCUGGGGCUCCACACCUCUGGCACUGGCUUGCAGCACUGGAAACAGAUGCUAGAUAAUCCACGCAAGCAAAUUGCAAUGUGGCAUCCUCUAUAUACCUAAGAAUACAGGUUAACAUUCUCCAAAACACCACCUAUACGCAAUGAUCGGUUAAACGUGGUUGGAUUGUAAUGAUAGUACUCUAUUCUUGUGUAAAAAUAUGUAGUACUCCAAUAUAAUAAAUAUUUAACUAGACAUAAUGAGUGAACUCAGUUCAGAAUAUGAAACUAUUUUCUCUGCAGGUAAAAUGGAGAGAGUCACAGUACUAAUAUUGUUACACAGUAGAUUAGAGUAUGUUAAUGUAAGCAGUGCUGCAUUUACCUUUGGUGUUGUUGUUAAUGUGUCUUCAUAUUACUCAAUGCUAUUUUAAACUGGUCCAACUUGGAGUCAUCUCCUAACACUCGUCAGAUAUAAAAUAUGACUCAACAGCCCACUCGGUCAAUAUCAUACUGACUGAUGGAAGUGAGAGGCAAACGGCUCAAAUCUGAUAUACUGUAGAGUGUAAAGCCUGGCUGGAUCAGAUCAGGAGAAAGGUUAAACCUCUGUAUCUAACCAGGUUUGGCAGAACAGAUGUCCCUCAUAACUCAUCACAAAUGAACAGUCACAACAAAUAUUAGGUUAAAGAAAUCUUUGUCAGAUGAAGCCCUUAUAUGAUCCACAGCCAGAAAACAUUAUAACUCAGAAGUCAGUCUACUGUGGUCAGGAACACUUAAACACAUUUAAACACAUAAUAAAAUAUAAACACAUAAAACACAUAAUUGAUUUUUAAGUUUAAUAGCAAACAGUUUGUCUUUCCUGCUAUGAAGGUUUAUGGAUCCUUAGUCACACUGUCACAGCUGGAAAGAUAAAGCCCUGCUCACUAACAGUAGACUAUGGCUAGUACCUUUACAGCAGUAACGCACUAAAUAAAUAUACAGGGUCUCAAUAGGGCAGCUUUACUCUUCUCAAGAUGCAUGUAUACAGAAAUAAAUGUAAAUGUACCAUUGUCUUCUAAUUUAAAAAAUGUAAAUAUACACUGUAUAAACAGUAGGAUAUAUAUACUACAUGUGUAUUAGCAGGAUGAAGGAUCUCAGCAGGUACGGCCUGGGUCCAGGAAAGUUACUAAGGGCAGUUACUUUAUUGUCAUUAUACCCUUGACUGUAAUGGUGGAUGAAGCUCUCUAGCAUUGCUGUAUUUUAGGACACUUUGGAUGAAAAAAUGAAAUUUACUAACUGGAAUGAAAA